Messenger RNA from Aedes albopictus (Asian tiger mosquito), 2328 nucleotides. It is a transcript of the gene black, whose product is annotated as cysteine sulfinic acid decarboxylase. Gene Ontology annotation, cellular component: cytoplasm. The coding region runs from base 260 to 1942 and encodes 560 amino acids. The transcript has 4 exons. Lineage: Eukaryota; Metazoa; Arthropoda; Insecta; Diptera; Culicidae. Gene Ontology annotation, molecular function: carboxy-lyase activity; pyridoxal phosphate binding. The record is from RefSeq and is a predicted model, not a curated record. Gene Ontology annotation, biological process: carboxylic acid metabolic process.
AGCCAGCGAGCACCGUACUCGUGUCCAUAUAUAAGAGCACCUCCGACGCCGCGAACAGCUUAGUUUGAGUUUGAUUACUUCAAACAAGACCAGCCUAAUAAGCCACCGAACGGCUCUCUAGGUGCUUCUUGUUCUCCGAGGAAGCAUUUCAGUUUAGUUCCGCUCCGCUAGCCACUAGUCUGUUGCAGUCGUUGAAGCAGUGUCUUAGAAAAAGUGCGAAAAGUGCCCCCGAAAAGUGUGACAGUGUCAGAGUGCCAAAAUGCCAGCCAACGGAAUGUUCGACGUCGCUCUGCAGGUCAUCGACGACUCCAACGUGUCUAGUGGAUCGGACAGUGCUGGUGUGUCUGAAGAUGAAGAUGUUCAACUGUUCUGCAGUAUGGGGAAUACGAUAGUCCCGAAGCCGUUGAAGAAAUCCAUAACGAAAACCAAGGAUGAAGAAUUCAGCAAAACCGCCAAAGCAAACGAGAAACGAUACGCCAGUCUUCCGAAUCGUGAACAACACCAGCAAUUCUUGACCGACUUCCUGUCGGAAGUGCUGAACAACGCGGUUUUCAAUGCCACCGAACGGGCCAACAAAGUUCUGAACUGGGUAGAUCCAGAACAGCUCAAGCGAUCCUUGGACCUGGAGCUCAAGGAUGAACCGGAUUCGCAUGAAAAGCUGCUGGAACUGACCCGGGCUACCAUCAAGCACUCGGUCAAAACCGGGCAUCCCUACUUCAUGAAUCAACUGUUCUCGUCCGUCGAUCCGUACGGAUUCGCUGGACAGAUCCUCACCGAUGCGCUGAACCCCAGCGUCUACACGUUCGAAGUGUCUCCGGUGUUUGUCCUGAUGGAGGAAGUCGUGCUCAAGGAAAUGAGAGCCAUCGUUGGUUAUCCUGACGGUGCUGGGGAUGGUAUCUUCUGCCCCGGUGGAUCCAUGGCCAACGGCUACUCUAUUAGUUGUGCCCGCUUCAAACACAUGCCCGAUGUCAAGACAAAAGGAUUACAUUCACUUCCGCGCUUGGUAAUCUUCACAUCUGAAGACGCUCAUUACUCGGUGAAAAAAUUGGCAUCGUUCAUGGGCAUCGGGUCGGACAACGUGUAUCCCAUCCGUACCGAUGCCAUCGGCAAGAUCAGGGUGGAUCAUCUAGAGUCGGAAAUUCUACGUGCCAAAGCAGAGGGAGCCGUCCCGUUCAUGGUAUCGGCCACCGCCGGAACUACCGUGAUUGGAGCGUUCGACCCGCUGGAACAGAUUGCGGAUCUGUGCAAAAAGUACAAUCUCUGGAUGCACGUGGAUGCAGCCUGGGGUGGCGGUGCGCUCAUGUCCAAGAAGUACCGAUCGCUGCUGAAGGGAAUCGAACGAUCGGACUCGGUCACCUGGAAUCCACACAAGCUGCUCGCCGCUCCACAGCAAUGUUCCACUUUCCUGACCCGCCACGAGGGAAUCCUGUCGGAGUGCCACUCGACCAACGCCACCUAUCUCUUCCAGAAGGACAAGUUCUACGACACCCAGUACGACACCGGCGACAAGCACAUCCAGUGUGGCCGCCGGGCCGACGUGCUCAAGUUCUGGUUCAUGUGGCGUGCCAAGGGCACAUCCGGACUGGAGCAGCACAUCGACAAGGUGUUCGAGAACGCUGAACACUUCACCAACAGUAUUAAGGCACGGGACGGGUUCGAAAUGGUCGUGGAAACUCCCGAAUGCACCAACGUGUGCUUCUGGUACGUUCCGCCGGGUUUACGAAGCGUGCCACGGGACAGCGCCGAGUUCACCGAACGGCUCCACAAGGUGGCGCCCAAGGUCAAGGAACGCAUGAUGCGGGAGGGCUCGAUGAUGAUCACCUACCAACCGAUCCACGAUAAGCCGAACUUCUUCCGCUUGGUGCUGCAGAACUCGGCCCUGGACAAAUCGGACAUGAACUACAUCAUCGAUGAAAUCGAGCGACUUGCUGCGGAUUUAUAAAUAAAGGAGGCAAGCGAGCGGAAACUGGUCUCGUUUCUAUCUUGCACAUUUUUGCGUGUAGGGAGUUUUGUUGAAGUUUUUUUUUAUAUUAAAACAUAAUUUAUAUCCUUGUGUAAAAGACAAACCCAAAAAAAGUUGUAUUUAUUGGUAGCAUUGUUUUGUUCGCUGGAAGCACCACGUGGUUGAGGGCUGACAGAACGGUGCGUGAUGAGAAGGAAUCGGAAUGAGAAUGCUCUACUUGAGAAGACAUGUGAUUGUAUACUAAGAUAUAGGCAAAGGAAGCAAGAUUGUAAUAUGCUAACAUAUCUUAGAAUGGAUUUAAGAAUCAGUAUAAAAAUGAUGUACAAAAAGGAAAAUAAAGAUGUUUACCAGUGUAUUGUAUUCUA